Molecule: messenger RNA, 892 nt
Organism: Aspergillus piperis CBS 112811
Lineage: Eukaryota; Fungi; Ascomycota; Eurotiomycetes; Eurotiales; Aspergillaceae
Exons: 2
Coding region: 254-892 (212 amino acids)
Source: RefSeq, a predicted model, not a curated record
CUAGUGAAGAGCAGUGCAUUUAGGUGACAAUGAAUGCUAGCGCCUAGUCUAUUAGUUAUUCCUUGAUAAGAAAGACACUCCUAAUAACAGAAAUUAACUGGGGAAACAUAUGGCCUUUUUAUUCCCACUGAACCAACCCCCUGAGGUAGUAUAACACCAAUUCAACGAACAUCUAGCCCGACCACUUUACCUACUCCCAGCAACACUGUCUCUACACCCAUAUCCCACAAAAUCAUCAACAAUAGUAUCCAAAAUGACCACCUUUCCAACCUCCCCCUUCCACCUCCGCCCCGCCAAACCCACUCCCACCGACCACGCCUUCAUCCUGUCCGCCUUCGACUCCUCCCUCCCCUUCCUGGCCUCCAUCGGCAGUCUCGACCAAUGGGGCAAGACCCCCUUCUCCCAGCGAGGGGACUUCGCCGAAGCAACCCUAAAAGAACUGAAUUACUCCGAAGAGCUCCGCCUCACAGGGACUAGCGGCUUGGAUAGUAACCUCCGUAUGUUCAUCGCCGAGCGAGAAUUACACCAGCAGCAGCACGAUGAUGGACAGCUUCAAGCUGAGUUCGUUCGAGUGACACCCGAUGGACGACGCUUCUUACCCGUUGGAGUUGCGUAUGUGCGCGAAAACUGGGUGCCGAAUUAUGUGAAGACGCAGACUCAUCUUCCGAUGCCAGAUGUUAACCAUGGUGGUGGAGGGUUUCUUUACCUUGAGGUUAUGGUGACGGAUAAUCGGGAAGAUCGGAGGGAACUGUCUCGCGGGGCCGGAGCGGCGCUUAUCAGGGGGAUUCGGGAGUACUAUGAACAGCAAGGGUUCCGGGCUGUCGGGGAGUGGAGCCAUAUGAGGUCGAACAAUGUGCCGUGGCUGGGAACGUUGAUGUGCAUGGAGAUCUAG